This is a messenger RNA of Trichomycterus rosablanca, 1351 nucleotides long. RefSeq names its product histidine ammonia-lyase-like. The coding region runs from base 36 to 1289 and encodes 417 amino acids. The record is from RefSeq and is a predicted model, not a curated record. The transcript is spliced from 13 exons. Gene Ontology annotation, biological process: L-histidine catabolic process. Lineage: Eukaryota; Metazoa; Chordata; Actinopteri; Siluriformes; Trichomycteridae. Gene Ontology annotation, molecular function: histidine ammonia-lyase activity. Gene Ontology annotation, cellular component: cytoplasm.
GGGUUGGACCCCCCCUAAGUCCAGAGAGGACCCGGAUGCUUCUUGCUCUCAGGAUAAACAUUCUAGCCAAAGGUUAUAGUGGCAUUUCCUUGGAGAAUCUUGGGAAAAUGAUAGCAGCUUUUAAUGCGUCUUGUCUCUCCUGGGUCCCUGAGCAAGGUACAGUGGGGGCAAGUGGAGACCUGGCACCCCUAGCUCAUCUAGCUUUAGGGCUGAUGGGAGAAGGUCGCAUGUGGUCACCAGAGACUGGUUGGGCUGAUGCCAAAACUGUACUAGAGGGCCAUGGUCUGACUUCUAUUUCACUAAAACCCAAAGAGGGUCUAUCUUUAAUUAAUGGGACACAGUUGAUAUCAUCACUGGGUGCUGAGGCCCUUGUAAGAGCUGAAGCUAUCGCCCCACAGGCUGAUGUCAUCGCCGCCCUUACUUUGGAGGUGUUGAAAGGAACAAACAAAGCCUUUGACGUUGAUGUCCACGCAGUAAGGCCUCACUCAGGUCAGAUUUUGGUUGCCCAAAGAUUCCGCUCCCUUCUCCAUUCUGAUGUCUUCCACUCCCAAAUCACAGAGUCAUAUGAUGGUGUUCAGGAUGCCUAUACCCUGCGCUGUUGCCCUCAGGUACACGGGGUGGCCAAUGACACCAUUGCUUUUGUGAAAAACAUUCUCAACACUGAGCUAAACAGUGCUACUGAUAAUCCUCUGGUAUUUGCAGAUCGAGGAAUUACUAUUUCAGGCGGGAACUUCCAUGGAGAAUAUCCGGCUAAGGCUUUGGACUUCCUCGCCAUAGGAGUGCAUGAGCUGGCAAGUAUCAGUGAGCGGCGCAUUGAGAGGCUGUGUAACCCCUCACUUAGCAAACUUCCUGCUUUCCUGGUAAAGGAUGGAGGUUUGAACACAGGAUUCAUGGUGGUUCACUGCACUGCUGCUGCCCUUGUCUCUGAGAAUAAGGUGCUGUGCCACCCAUCCUCGGUGGACUCCUUGUCCACCAGUGCAGCCACUGAAGACCAUGUAUCUAUGGGGGGAUGGGCAGCCAGGAAAGUCCUGAAAGUGGUCAAACAUGUAGAACUAGUUCUUGCAAUAGAGCUACUUGCUGCCUGUCAGGCUCUGGAAUUUCACCGGCCAUUAAAGACCACAGCACCACUGGAGAAGGUUCAUGAGCUGGUGCGCUCCAAAGUCAGACCAUGGGAUAAAGACCGUGUUAUGAGCUCUGAUAUUGAAGCAGCACACAAGCUCCUACUAGAGGAAAAAGUGUGGGAGGCAGUGCUACCCUACAUGGAGCAGUACAAGCAGAAGCAUCAGUAAUAACUCACUGUUCCUGACUAAAAUUGACACUUCUAUUACUUCAUUUCUUGCACUAAUAAAAA